GUUGCCUCAGCUGGUCGUCUGUGCGGACAUAUCCUACCCACUGCAACGCUGUGGCAUUUUUUGUAUUGAAUACCCUGGUAGCAUAUUUGUCACUCGUGGCUACAGCCACAUUUGUGUAGGAUACGGUUGGAAACAUCAUUUUACGCGCAACCCUUUCCUGCACGGAGCAGCGUAAAGCAGCGGAGUAAGGCAGCGAGAGAGAGAGAGAGAGGAGGGAGACGGCAGCGCAUUCGUCCAGGAAUCGAUAAAGAAUAUUUGUCAUCGACGGAUGGACUUGAAUCGGAGAUAGAGAAGGACCCUGGCAACAUAAACAGCAGACAUAUUCCUACCGCUCCCCAGCAAAACCGUGGGGCAGCCUAUUGCGGACGCGGAGAACAGCCUCGCAAAAUAACCAUAUCCUCCUGCUUUUCCGAGCAACAAUGCCGGGGUUUGAUUACAAGUUUCUGGAGAAACCGAAGCGACGGUUUCAGUGCCCACUGUGUAGCAAGGCGAUGCGGGAACCCGUUCAGGUUUCUACGUGUGGACACAGAUUUUGUGACACCUGUCUACAAGAAUUUUUAAGUGAGGGCGUCUUCAAGUGUCCCGAGGAUCAGCUGCCCCUUGACUAUGCCAAGAUCUAUCCGGACCCCGAGCUGGAGCAGCAGAUUCUGGCGCUGCCCAUCCGUUGUAUCCACAGUGAGGAGGGCUGUCGCUGGAGUGGCCCCAUGAAACAGCUGCAGAGUCACUUCUCCACGUGUGCGUUUAACGUGAUCCCGUGCCCCAACCGCUGCGCCAUCAAGCUGACGCGCCGCGACCUGCCCGAGCACCUGCAGCACGACUGCCCCAAGCGCAAGGUGAAGUGCGAGUUCUGUGGCAGUGAGUUCACCGGGGAGGCCUACGAGAACCACCAGGGCAUCUGUCCUCAGGAGAGUGUGUACUGUGAGAAUAAGUGUGGCGCACGCAUGAUGCGGAGGCUGCUGCCGCAGCACAGCAUGGCCGAGUGUCCCAAACGCACGCAGCCCUGCAAGUACUGCGGCAAGGAGUUCGUCUACGACACCAUCCAGAACCACCAGUACCACUGCCCCCGCUUCCCCGUGCAGUGCCCUAACCAGUGCGGCACGCCCAACAUCGCCCGCGAGGACCUGGCCAAUCACGUGAAGGAGAGCUGCGGCAGCGCCCUGGUCCUCUGCCCCUUCAAGGACGCCGGCUGCAAGCACCGGUGUCCCAAGAUGGCGAUCAGCCGGCACCUGGAGGAGACCACCAAGUCUCACCUGACGAUGAUGUGCAGCCUGGUGGUGCGGCAGCGGGCCGAGGUGGCCGAGCUGCGGCGCGAGGUGGAGGAGCUGUCCGUCAGCCACGACGGCGUGCUCAUCUGGAAGCUGUGCGACUACUCGCGCAAGCUGCAGGAGGCCAAGCUCCGCAACAACCACGAGCUCUUCAGCCCCGCCUUCUACACGCACCGCUACGGCUACAAGCUGCAGGUGUCGGCGUUCCUCAACGGCAACGGCAGCGGCGAAGGGACGCACCUGUCCAUCUACAUCCGCGUGCUGCCGGGCGAGUACGACAACCUGCUGGAGUGGCCCUUCUCAUACAAGGUCACCUUCUCCAUCCUGGACCAGAGCGACCCCUCGCUCUCCAAACCUCAGCACAUCACCGAGACCUUCAACCCUGACCCCAACUGGAAGAACUUCCAGAAGCCCAACGUGGCGGCUGGGGGCGGCGGCGGCGGAGGUGGAGGAGGGGGCGGCAGCCGCGACUCAAUGGACGAGAGCAUGCUGGGGUUCGGCUACCCCAAGUUCAUCUCGCACGAGGAGAUCAAGAAGCGCAACUACAUCCGAGACAACGCCAUCUUCCUCAAGGCGUCCAUAGAGAUCCCGCAGAAGAUCAUGACCUAAAGAAGAUGAUGCUGAUGGUGAUGAGGAGGAGGAGGAGGACUUUGUAUAAGAGGUUUCAAAAACCCGGUUCAGAAGUAAAAAACGAAAUCCCUGCCACCGUUUUCUUCCAACACAGGUGACUUUGCUGAGUGACUUGUCAACCUGUCUUGAAUACCCUGCACGAUUAUGUGAAUCAGAGUUGGCUGGUUGGACUUGUGGCAGGGUUUUAUUUUACGUUCUGAACUUUCUGAUUGACACCUCUGCUUCGUACGUACCAACAGUGGGGCCACAGAGAAGAACCAGACAACCAGACGAUUUUGUCACGUGAAGUCAUAAUGAAAACGAGUUUUUUUGGUUUUUUUUUUAAGUCAUAUGGACAAAAGCUGAUUUUAUCUCUUUCGUUGUUUUUUUUUUUCCAAAAAUGGUGAAGAAUGGAGAAAGAUGUGCUGAAAAUGCAUAUUCUUGGUGUUUUUUUACAGACCUUACUUCCCCAAAUUCAGAAGCACUCCUGAAGGACUUGGAGGCCACCUGUGUUUGUUUUUUUGCAUCUGACCAGAUGGAGAAAGCUAGUGAUUUUGUUGUUUUUGGGUUAUUAUUUCUUAAAAAAAAAUAAAAAAUGUAGGAGAUUCGAAGUGGUCGGUCUGCAGAACCAAUCACUCUUGAAUUGUUUUCAAAAAUCGUUACCAGAGAUAUUCUAUAGAGAUAUGACAACAUAAUAGGUUGCUAUGGGCACCUAACGUGACCAGGUUCCGGUCUGCCUAAAGGGGCGCGUCAUAAUGCUCCUACAAUGAAUAGAACAGUCCUUAGGUCUGCCUAGGUCUGCCUAAAGGGGGCCAUAAUAGAACCAGGAAACAAUGGGCCAAUGGAACCUCUCUCUCUCUACUCUCUCUGUCGUUACCCUUCCUUGGAUUGCAUUUUUGACCUGUCUCGUUUUCAUUUUUUUUUCCUGUAACAAUCUGCAUCAAAGCCUUUGGGGGAAAAAAAUCAAUAGUGCCUAGAGAGAGUUGUUUUUACGGAAAAGUUUAUGUUGUUUUUAUUGUCUCUGUGAUGCAGAUAUGAGUGAAGAACCAAGAAAAAAAAGACAAAUGGAUACACUAACAAAACAAAAGGCAAGGUGUGGCAAGGGAGUUUGAGCAGCAAGGUCUUUGCACUUACGUGGAAUGUUUGUUAACGCAUCUCGUUAAAGCUCGUUAAAGCUCGUUAAAGCUUUGGAAGGUCGCACUGAGAGUGUCCGCAGAGGAGACCGGCGAAGAAGAGGAAACGCAUGGAGGACGUUAGGAAUUCAACAGGGACACUCAAAACACACUUGCCUUUUUUACGAACACACACACACACACACACACACACAC
Molecule: messenger RNA, 3202 nt
Organism: Engraulis encrasicolus (European anchovy)
Lineage: Eukaryota; Metazoa; Chordata; Actinopteri; Clupeiformes; Engraulidae
Gene: traf4a
Product: tnf receptor-associated factor 4a
Exons: 8
Coding region: 420-1874 (484 amino acids)
Biological process (GO): activation of NF-kappaB-inducing kinase activity; positive regulation of JNK cascade; signal transduction
Molecular function (GO): zinc ion binding; protein binding
Source: RefSeq, a predicted model, not a curated record